AUGUUAUCUCGGAUUAACCAUAAGAACUUUGUCAAUCUCAUCGGCUACUGUGAGGAGGAUGAAUCUUUCAAUAGGAUGAUGAUAUUUGAAUACGCUCCUAAUGGAACCCUCUUUGAGUAUCUUCAUGUUAAGGAAAUGGAACAUCUUGACUGGAGUGCAAGGAUGAGGAUUAUCACGGGCAUUGCUUAUUGCUUACAAUACAUGCACCGUGAUUUAAAUCCACCAGUGGCACAUUCUAACUUGAAUUCACAUAAUAUCUUUCUAACUGAUGACUAUGCAGCUAAGGCUGUUGAAUAUUUGAAUGACAAAUGUAGUAUCAGUUACCUGAUUGACCCAACCCUCAAGUCUUUCAAAAACAAUGAGCUUGACCUCAUAUGCGAGAUUAUCCAAGAGUGCAUACAACCAGAUUCAAGGCAAAGACCAACAAUGAAGGAUAUCACUUCCAAGUUGAGGGAAGUGAUUGCUAUCUCACUUGAUCAAGCAACUCCAAGACUUUCUCCGCUUUGGUGGGCUGAACUUGAAAUUUUAUUUGUUGAGGUGACUUAA
Hevea brasiliensis (rubber tree) is the source of this 546-nucleotide messenger RNA. RefSeq names its product probable inactive receptor-like protein kinase At3g56050. The record is from RefSeq and is a predicted model, not a curated record. The coding region runs from base 1 to 546 and encodes 181 amino acids. The transcript is spliced from 3 exons. Gene Ontology annotation, biological process: protein phosphorylation. Gene Ontology annotation, molecular function: protein tyrosine kinase activity; ATP binding. NCBI's taxonomy places the organism in Eukaryota, Viridiplantae, Streptophyta, Magnoliopsida, Malpighiales, Euphorbiaceae.